GCAUCCGGAGCGAGCGCGGGACUUUGGGACGUCGAUAUCGACCUCGAUCCAGCACCAGCGCCAGAUAAAGGUCCACCGUUUUCAGCACAUGCAGUGCGAGACCGCUCACAGCUCCCCUACGAGCUCGCGGGCAUCUUAGGCGCAUACUUUGGAUUCACAUUGAUUCUUGGAACUCUUCUUCUCACAGUUGGGAGAAGACUGCGAAAACAAGCGCAAGCGAUGGCCGAGAAACCCACAGAGAUGAUGACACCGUCGCACAAGGCCUACGACAGGUCGCCAAUAAGUCCGGGACAGAGCAGCCUCUUCGAAAGAAUGAUGAAAAGAAAGGACAAGAACAAACAUGGGUCGCCGGGCAUGGUCAGCGUGGCCAGCUUCGAUCAGAAUGUCGUUCAGCGCGACAGACAACGGCAACAGGCCGACCUUGCAAACAUCUAUGCACAUGUCUUGCGGGAAGAUGAGCAAGGCCUGCCACCAAAGUACCCGGUCAAUCGCACUGUGGACCAGCUUCGAUCUGGGGAAGGGUACGUCGGGCCUCAGAGUCCCACCAGUCCCAAAUCACCUGGGUUUGUCCCGGUGUACCCUAAAGACUAUAAGGGACCUACAUCACCGUAUUACUACGAACAGCCACAGUCUCCGCUUCGUGCCAACCGCGACACAAGAACAGCCUCUUUUGGCAGCGAUCAGACUAGCGGGACUUCAACAUCUGGUCCAGGCAAGCUGCGCAAAGGCGUUCGAAAGCUGAAAGAUCACGGACUCACAAUCAGUGCACCAUUAAGACGAGACGACAACAGCGAUGGUGCAAGAACGCCCCUAUCUCCUCGCACAUAUACGGAUCCAGGAGUUCCGCCAGAGCCACCGACGGCUGGUACCACGAACAGCCAAUACCCGCCAACAACUCCGGGUACAGCCAGAACAUUUGAGUCUGAUACGCUCCCAGCUCCACGCGAACCACCUUCGGCUUACCCACAGCAGCACGAUCCGUCGAGAAAUGAAGCGAAAGUCCCAGCUAUAAGCACAUCUGGCGAAAUGAUCAUGCCUGCGCCGCCUAAGAGGACGACCAACUCUCCGGUUUCAGGCACGAAUAAUCCGCUCCCACUCCGUGCUAUGAAUGAUCAGCUCAAGCAGCAGCAAUCGCAGCAAGACGUUUACAGGAAGGCAUUCCCUCUUUCGCCUGCGGCAAUGAGAUCUCCGAAUUCUGCGGACAUGAGAUCGCCAACAUCUGCGGCCCUUCGGUCUCCGACAGCGGCCAUGGCCGGAUCAAUGCAGUCUCCCGGCGCUCUUUUAUCUCCCCCAGGCAUGAAGUCUCCUGCGAUCGUUCGCCAGGAGAUUGAGUACGGAUCGACACCGUGGAGAGGGGCCCCGGGUACUGCUGGCCCCAAGACACCUUACAGUCCAUACAUGAGAGAAGCCCUUUUGACGCCCAUCUUGACGCCGCAUUUGACCACCAGGGCAGAGCGAAAGCAGAGGGAAAAGGAAGAGAAGACAUUCAGGGGCGCUAUCACUGCAGAAGAUCAGGUCGUUGACGAUAAGAACAUGUGGGAUGAUGCUUAUUGAGAGGAUGUUUCACUUCUCACCUCUUUCUAUAGCUCACAUAUUUACUGAAAUCUAUGCAGACGUCUUUCUAUGCACUG
This is a messenger RNA of Pseudocercospora fijiensis CIRAD86, 1631 nucleotides long. RefSeq lists its product as uncharacterized. Lineage: Eukaryota; Fungi; Ascomycota; Dothideomycetes; Mycosphaerellales; Mycosphaerellaceae. Bases 220 to 1554 code for a protein of 444 amino acids. The transcript has a single exon. The record is from RefSeq and is a predicted model, not a curated record.